Messenger RNA from Amoebophrya sp. A25, 2163 nucleotides. The record is from the annotation of a GenBank genome assembly. NCBI's taxonomy places the organism in Eukaryota, Dinophyceae, Syndiniales, Amoebophryaceae.
UAUAAGGAAGUGGAUGCGACAGCGACACUCCCUUUCCUCCUCCUACGAAUCUCAGUGCCCUUGUGCGUCGGUUGUGUUGGUCGAGAGCACAGUAUAGAGGAAGUAAGUAGGAAAAGCGUAGUAAUAGCAGCGAGGACUGGCUGUUGUAGUAAACUUGAUCGAGCUGGAUGCACCUUCACCUUCCCGGCCCCCUGAUGAAUUUGUGAUUAUGCCCUUACUCAAAGUCAAACAAACUCAUUUUCGUUGCCGGCUCUUCAUGUCAUUCUUGGUCUCCAACAUCAAUAAUUCAAGUAGUUGUUUUUAUAAUUAGGAACUGGAUUGCUAUUGCUUUCCGAUUGCGAUUUCAAAUUCUUUCUGUCAGGAUAGGUCAACUUCGCCAUUACUCAGGUCAGCGAUCAUUGAAUAUCCUACCUUCGCGCUGCGAAGUUCAGAUCCUUGUUCAGACUCGCACUGGCACUCAGAAACGUCGACAACAACAUCUGCAUGAUUCAAGAGAAAAUAAGAGAAAGAUGCCGAUCGAAAUCGACACGCAGGCGUGCCUCGUCAAAGGCCUGAUUGGCGGGAUCGGGGCGAUUCCUGGCACAUGUGGGUCUCAUCCUUUUGACGUGCUCAAGAUACGGAUGCAGGUGAGAGGUGAUCCCCUUUCACAGGCAAUUCAGGUCGUCUACGAAGGCCGCGCAGCCACGGCAGCCGGACCUGCUGCACCGGGCGCAGGGGGAUCCUCCUCGAGUUCGAGUGGCGCAGCUGCGUCCUCAAGCAUAGCAACUGCUGCGAAGAAUAGCGGCGCUGUCGGAGGUAGCAAACUCGCGCAAGCGGGCUUCCACAAUUUUUACCGUGGCUUCUUUGCUGCGAUUGAACAACGUAUGAUCACACGAGGUCCGAUGUUUCUGGUGAGCGAAUUGUACACCCAAGUCGUUUAUCAGAACAGCAAUCUGUCGAAGACGCAGUCAACUUUUGUGGGGUCGUGCGGCAGCGGUUUUACCACAGGCUUUUUAGCGGGCAUCGCGGAGUACCGAAAGAAGCUAUUGUCGCAGGACAUGGUCACGAAGGAAGAAGCGCGUUGGGGAGCCCUCUUCGCGACAGCGAAGAAACACGGCACUUUGCCGUGGCUCGGUCGUCGGUUCAUCGCCGCGGGUCUCUGUUCGGCAACCUACGACUCCUUCUUCUUCGGAACACAAUCGUUCUUAGCAACAUCGCAGGGCUUCGGUCCGGUACACGAAUAUCGCUCUAAUAUUUUGCUGUGAUGUAAUAAAAGAUACCAUCUAUCAAUUUUAUCAACAAGAUCAAUUUCAAUCCCUUAUCUCCUGACAAAUCAUUUCUACCAUGAUCUCUAAUUUAGGGUCUUUCAUACGGCUGUGCUGCCGUUUGUGCUGUCGUUGCGGCCUUCGCAUUUGACACGACCGUUGCAAGAAUGAUGGUUGUUCCGCCAGAGACACCGUGUUUGCCCUUUUUGACUACGUUGCGGCACAUCUUUCAGCCACCACCAGGCCAAGAGGCUCCUCAGGUCGGUGGCGCGCUUGGUCGUAUUGCCCGCGGAUAUCGAGGUUUGAGCGCCCGUAGUGUGGAAUUCUUCAUCAACUACUCAAUUACGGGAAUGACGUCGGUUUACGUCGUUAUGGCAUUUAACGCAGUGACGGGAAAAAAAGCUCAGUAAGCGUGGGAGCAGUGAGUAGCAGUUACUCCAUUCAGUCCCACUCGCACCAGAUUCCAUCUAGUACUUACGAUUGAUUCCUCGGUGGUGCACUCUUUUGAGCCGACGAUCUGCUUUGCGCUCUGUUUCACUUUUUGUCCAGUAAGAAAACAAAAUUAAUAUUAUACGAUGAUUCUUCAAGUUCCAUUUUGAGCUAGUUUUCGGGCAAAGCAAGAGAACAGCGCUCGUCUGUCUCCUGUUUUGCUGAAACAACUUUUGCUUUUGGAAUGACGACUUUCUGAACAUUUUUUUUAAUGCUGCUUCGCAGCUACCUGACGAAGUAGAUCAUCAUGAGGAUGAAGAUACCAAGCAUCAACCCGUGGUGAGUCUGGUUGAUAUAACCCAGAGCGAUGAGCAGCAGCUCUCCUUGCCCAUCCGCAAGACAGAGGACGAACCAAGUUAGCUGGUCAACGAGCUGCAUUUUUGAUGUUUUUACCUGAGGUGUAGUCAUUCUCGAAAUCCUUGGUAGCAAC